CAACCCACCGUGAUCAGUUGACUACAAGCUAAGUUGGGUGACAGGAAUUGCAUUAUCUUGCAUAACCACAGGCAUCAUAAUGCAUAUCACGUUAUACUCCAUUCUUCUUGUCUCAACUAUCUUGACCGUGUGCAAUGGGCAGCUCCUCGAACCGGCGGCCGAACUGGUCAAGGAAAUCUACUGGAAUUUAGGUGACGCCAAACCCGCAAUGAUGAAUCAAGAAGAAAACUCCAAUUUAUGCAAGAACACCAAGUCGAUGAGCUUGGUGUCCAUAAUGGAUUCCGCCGACCAAAAGAUCAUUAAUAGGAUUACGAAAGGGGCUAAUAAUUCCGCCGGAUCCAAUUUUUGGUUGGGUGGGUCUGAUUUGGAGCAAGAAGGGCGUUGGGUAUGGCCGGACGGAACCAGGAUAAAAUAUUUCAAUCGCUGGAAUUCUGCACCAAGUUUGAGUAAUACACAAGAAAAUUGUAUGUUUACUUCCGUUUGGGGCCGAGGUAACUGGCUGAGCACGAAAUGUUCAAUGACAAUUUCACCACUUUGUGAACAAUCCGCAUUCAGGUUAAUUGACAAAUCACCCCCACCCCCAACCAUAGUCCGCUACAACUUUAACAUCUCCUACAUAAACGGAGCUCCUGACGGCGUUCAAACCUCCCACAUCCUCACAAUCAACGGUAAAUUCCCAGCCCCAACUAUUCUCGCCUAUCAAGGCGACAUCCUCGAAGUCAACGUCAUCAACAGUAUCCAAGACGGGCAAAACGUGACCCUCCACUGGCACGGGAUCCACCAGUACGGCACCCCCCAUGACGACGGCCCCUCACAAGUCACACAAUGCCCCAUCAAGUCCCAUCGAUCUUACACUUAUCGUUUCCACCUCCACCAAAGCGGCACCUUUUGGUACCACUCGCACCACGCCAGUCAGUACACGGAGGGCCUCUGGGGUGGCUUUAUUGUCCGAAAACGGGUCGAAACCGUGCACCCGUACGAUGGCGAAUUUACCGUAAAACUGACCGAAUGGUAUCAUCAGUCCGGCCCUGAAAAUGAGGCGUGGCAUCUCUCCACCCGUUCUCAGGGAGCCCCGCCCUACCCCGAUUCCGUCCUGGUCAACGGUAUGGGGCGGUACAAUUGCAAAUAUGCCGUCCUUAAGAAUCGUACCUGUUCCUACCGAGCCCAACAAAUGCCCGUUUUUCACCUCGAAGAGGGAAAACUUACCAAAAUGCGGUUAAUCAAUGUCGGCGGGAGGGCGAUGUUCAACGUUUCCGUGGAUCAUCAUACCCUCGUUGUCGUCGAAGUUGACGGGAUCGAGGUGGCUAAACCGGGCAAGGUUGUGGACGCCGUGUUCAUCGCGCCUGGGCAAAGAUAUGCCUUUCUUCUAAAGAAAAACGAGGGGGCACCCGGAAACUGUGGGAGAUUCCCGAUCAGAGCCGUACUUCGGACCGAAUACUUAUUCGUCGUUCCAGGAACGAAUAUUAAUCCCUUUCCCGACCAAAUAAUUACCGAGGGGGUGGGAAUGCUCCAAUAUCAUAACAGUGUUCCUGUCGGAGGUUCAAAUUCCGUGCCCGUUUCGAAAGAACCGUUCUAUUAUUCCGACACUAUCCCGCCAAGGAUCAACACACCCCAGAAAUUCUUGACGGACAGUGAUAUCACUCCGUUAGGCGGAAUGACCGCGCCAUCUACGGUGGAUCAACAAUUCGUACUAAAUAUUCAAUUCGGCCGCGAUUCAGAGGGCAUUGUGCGAGCUAGUUUUAACGGGACGCCGUUCCAGCUGCCGAGCGGGAAACCGAUACUUAUGAAAAUGUUGCAAAAUAUUCCACUCCCACUGGAAACGAUUCCGUUAAGGCUCGAAUACAUGUCGGUGGUUCAGCUGGUUAUCAAUAAUCCGAUCGAUGGUCCUCAUCCGAUGCAUUUGCAUGGUCAUCAUUUUUGGAUUAUGGCGUCUGGAAAGGAGGGAGAUGGGAAUUUUGAUCCAAAAAUACAUCCUUUGAGAUUAAAUGGAAUUUUACGAGAUACCGCGAUGGUUAAGGAGAGAUCGUAUCUAGUCCUACGUUUCGUGGCGGAUAAUUCAGGUGUGUGGACGUUCCAUUGUCACAUCGAUUGGCACAACUUGUCCGGGAUGGUGGUCACUUUUAUCGAGGGGGAAGACGAGGCCAGGAAAAAUAUUAGGCUGGCUAAUAAUUCCACGCAGUUGUGUCGAGAUCAUGGAAUUAUUGUAUGAUUUGAAGGAAACACUAAAUAAAUUAUUAUCCAAAGCUGACGAA
This is a messenger RNA of Folsomia candida, 2252 nucleotides long. RefSeq names its product iron transport multicopper oxidase fetC. Gene Ontology annotation, molecular function: oxidoreductase activity; copper ion binding. The transcript has 4 exons. NCBI's taxonomy places the organism in Eukaryota, Metazoa, Arthropoda, Collembola, Entomobryomorpha, Isotomidae. The record is from RefSeq and is a predicted model, not a curated record. Bases 80 to 2209 code for a protein of 709 amino acids.